Nicotiana attenuata is the source of this 1089-nucleotide messenger RNA. RefSeq lists its product as uncharacterized. Lineage: Eukaryota; Viridiplantae; Streptophyta; Magnoliopsida; Solanales; Solanaceae. The transcript has 4 exons. The coding region runs from base 1 to 1089 and encodes 362 amino acids. The record is from RefSeq and is a predicted model, not a curated record.
AUGCUAAAGGAAUUUCUGGCACUUGAGAUAAAUGAGACUUGGGAUAUUGUACCUCUACCACCUCACAAGAAGGCUAUCCUUUGUAAGUUGGUGUAUAAAAUCAAACAAAGAGCUGAUGGAUCCAUUGAGAGGUAUAAAUCCAGCUUGGUGAUUAGAGGGGACACUCAAAAGGACGGCAAUGACUUUACUGAAACUUUCUCUCCUGUUGUCAAGCUCACAGCCAUCAAGUGUUUACUCACCAUUAUUGUUAAGUGGGGAUGGACUGUUUUCCAACUUGAUGUGAACAAUGUUUUCCUCCAUGGUGAUCUCCAUAAGGAAGUUUAUAUGAAGGUUCCUCCUGGUGUUGUGCCUCUCUUGAUUCUGGUCCUUUGGUCUGCAGACUCAAGAAGUCUCUUUAUGGCCUUAGGCAGGCCUCCAAAUAGUGGUUUUCAAAGCGGUCUGAGGCUCUGCAUUUCCAGAGGCUACGUUGCUAAUAUGGGUGCUCAUGUUUCUGACCCCGGUCUGUAUAGAAGGUUAAUUGGGAAGCUCAAUUUUGUCCAACACAUCAGACCUGAUAUUUCAUUAUCAGUGCAACAUCUGACUCAAUUUCUUCAAAAGCCACAAGUGCCUCACAUGCUAGCUGCUAUACACGUGCUCAGAUAUUUGUUGAAUGACCCUGCCCAAGGUAUCCUCCUCUCCAAUUCUUCUGAUUUCUCUUUACAAGCUUAUUCAGAUUCUGAUUGGGCAGCCUGCUCCAUUUCUAACAAGUUAAUCACUAGUUAUUACAUUACUCUUGGUGCAGCCCUGUCUCUUGGAAGAGCAAGAAACAGCCCAUUAUAUCUCUGUCUUCAGCUGAGCCAGUCAGCUCUCCACAUUGCUAAAAAUCCAGUCUUCCAUGAACGCAUGAAGCACAUUGAAAUUGAUUGUCAUUAUGUGCGCACUUGUCUGGAUCCUGGGUUGAUUUCUUUGCAGUUUGUCUCCAAUGCUCAACAGUUGGCUGAUAUUAUGAUUAAGGCUCUUUCUGGUCCUCUACAUCAUGGGAUUCUCUACAAGCUUGUCUGUAGUGUUGUAGUGUUUUUCUUGUGUGUCUAUGAUCAAUUCUCGUUAUAA